Molecule: messenger RNA, 2579 nt
Organism: Eriocheir sinensis (Chinese mitten crab)
Lineage: Eukaryota; Metazoa; Arthropoda; Malacostraca; Decapoda; Varunidae
Product: protocadherin Fat 3-like
Exons: 6
Coding region: 169-2283 (704 amino acids)
Biological process (GO): homophilic cell-cell adhesion
Cellular component (GO): plasma membrane
Molecular function (GO): calcium ion binding
Source: RefSeq, a predicted model, not a curated record
CAGGUGGUUUGGGUGAGCGGGGGAGGAAGAGCGAUGUACUGAUUCUGAAGACAGAAACAGGAGCUUGGCUGUUCAGUGUCCUCAAAAGUUUUGCCCACCUCGUGAGCGACAGAUUACCAAAUGAGUGAAGACAUGAUGAGGUAGAUACUGCUAACCGUAAUUGGUCCUAUGUGUUUGUUUGUUUCCCUGCACUCGGGGUUAUUCGUUGCUUUUCCCUGUCCCUCAGGUAAUGCUGGAGGAAUCUUCAACAUGGACACUGCCCUCGGCGUGAUCAGCCUCACCCGAACCCUGGCCGAGGCCCAGCCCCAGGAAUACCUGCUGCUGGUGCGGGCCACGGACCACGCCGCGCAGGCCCGCGCCGCCUCGGUGCCGGUCCGGGUCAUGGUGACCGCCUCGCAGAGCUCGCCGCCCUCCUGGCAGGGCAAUAAGCCACACGUGGAGGAGGUCGGGGAGUGGGUGGCGGUGGGCACGGCCCUGGCGCGCGUCACGGCGUCCUCACCGUCGGCCCUCCACUACUCGCUGACGGGCGGGAAUGAACACAGCGCCUUCGUCAUCAGCCCCGCCUCGGGGGUGGUCAGCGUGGCCACGCCCCUGGACUACGAAACCACCUCCUGGUACAACCUGACCAUCACGGCCACCAACCUGGCCGGGGUGUCCCGCAGCACGUGGCUGGGCGUGACGGUCCUCGACGAGAACGACUGGUGGCCGGAGUGGGAGCGACUUUCCUACCACGGCAGCGUCCUGCAGACCGCCGGCCGCGGCGCCCCCGUGCUGGCCGCCCACGCCCACGCCCAGGCCAGCCCCAGCCAGCUCACGGUGACCGCCCGGGACCGUGACCAAGGCUACAACGGCAGAGUGACCUACACCAUCGUGGAGAAGGACAUCACAAAGUUGUUUUCAAUCAACCGACACACAGGAGCUGUGUGGGUGUCUGGCAGCCUGGACACAGUGGCCGGCACCACGGUGAGGUUGAGUGUGUGGGCCACGGACGGGGGCAGCCCCCGGCGGGAGUGUGUGGCGCCCGCCCCAGUCUUCAUCACGGUGAGGGAGGUGAAGGCUGCCCCAAUGGCCUUCCCCAAGACCCACUACUCAGCCGUCCUCUACCUGCCAACCUACCCUGGUGUGAGGGUGUUCUGCCUGGGCCGGGAGGAGCAGCCACGCCACCACGUGGAUGUGAAUGAUAUCACCGAUAUUUCAUAUUCCAUCGCUGCCGGUGACGACAGAGAAAACUUUGUGUUUGACAAUGUGAGCAAGUGUGUCAAGGUCCAGGACCAGUACAGCCUCAAGCCUCAGUACAACCUCACCCUCCAGGCCAGCGACGGGGCCGCCUCGUCCACGGCAACAGCAGAGAUUAUAAUUGAAGAAGCGCCGCUGUCUACUCUGGUCUUCACUCAGGACCAGUACUGGGCCAACGUCAUUGAGAACUCCACUAAGGAGAUGAAUGUUGCUGCCCUGGGAGUGAAGGGUCAGCCGCUCAACCAUCACGUCCGCUACUCAAUUCUCAACCCAAACAUUAAAUUUGAAAUCCACCCGACCGCUGGCGUCAUCAAGACCACCGGCAAGUCCUUUGACCGGGAGGCAGAGGACCACUACACGCUGGUGGUGGAAGCGCAGGACAUUGAGGGCACAGCAAACGUGACCCGUGUGCUGGUCCACGUGGCGGUGAUGGACGUGAAUGACAACGAGCCGGUGUUCCUCAACCAGCCCUUCCACGCCCUGGUGUCCACCGUGUCUCCGCGCAGCCAUGUGGUCACUAAGGUGCAGGCAAUAGACGCUGACUCUGGGGAGUUCGGAAGUGUCCGCUACGAGCUGGUGCGAGGCAGCGGUGAGCUCUUCGCCGUGAAUAAGAAGACGGGUGAAAUUUCCCUGAAGCAGACCCUGAUGGCGGCCGACAAGACCUACAGCCUCACCGUUGCUGCCUACGACGGGGGAAAGCCUCCCCUCAGCUCACAGGCCCAUGUCCUCAUAAGGGUGGUGUCUUCUGAAGGGCCAAUGUUCACCGCCGCACGGUACGAGGCAGCCGUGCCAGAGAACGCCGCCAAGGGCACGCCCGUUGUAAGGGUGGAGGCCGCUAGCCCUUCCGGGGAGCCCAUCAUGUACACCAUUGUGGCCGGCAACACUGAGGAGCUGUUCGGCCUCGACUAUUCCACAGGUGGGGGCACCAUGGCAGGCAGCAGCAAGGCCUUUAGUGGCAGUGGCUCACCUUGCCCAGAGCACACCAGUAUUAGUGAUGACACAUGCCUUGUUGAUCUUAGAGUCACACCACCACUGAAAUCUUACUAACACAUGAGCUGCCUCACUGAUGUUGACCUUGAGAGGUGUGUAGGUAAGGUAAGAGGCAGAGGGAGGCCCGGCGUGCCAGCCGUCCAGAGUGAGAACUGUUGGACACUUGCUAACUCUUAUAAAUCAUAGUUGUUCCACCAUACCUUGGACCACUUCAUUGUGAUUGGCCUUAACAUGAGUGUCAAUGAGUAGUGCAACCAGUAACACGAGUUUCCCAGCUGCUAAUAACUGUGACCUUGCAAAAUUAUCUGCCACUGACAGAAGCUUUCUUCCUCCUCCAUGGGGAAGGGACAAAC